UGCAGUAUAGAGUAGACUCGCUGACGGUCGCGCCCCCCACCGGUUUUCGCAAGUGUUUCUCGUCGCGGCCGCGUGUUACGCGCGCGUGUUUUCGUCUGUGUGUGUGUGUGUGUGUGUGUGUGUGUGUGUGUGCGCUGGCGCGAGUGUUUGGCGCGCGUGUUCGUGUAUCCGUGUUAGGCAGCGAUAUUGGUCAGCUCGACGACGAUCGUCGCGGGCCGGAAGCGUACGAUAAAACAUCGUUAUACUAUAAUAUUAUUACUAUAAAGUAACGACGACAACGACGACGACGACGACAACAACAACAACGAGUAACAUCACAACGUCGGCGUGCGCAGAGCGGUCGAAAUAGAGUGGUCGCGUAUAGUUUGAUUUUCGGUUUCUCGUCGUCUCAUCCGUCCCAUCAUUUACAUCCGUUGAUUCCGGAAAAAUAAAUUAAGAUAAGAGCGCGCGUUAACGCCGAACGCUGGCGCACCGGCCACUGUGGUCAUGACCGCGUCGGCGGUGUCGUCGACGUACGCGGCGUCAAUGUCUACCAGCGCCGCCGCUACUAACGCUACCGCCGCCGCCGUCGUCGGCAUCACUAUUACUCGUGCUGCCGCCACUGCCGCUGUCGCCGUCGCUGCGCUCUGUACUAUUACCGCCGCUGCUGCCGCCGCAUCUACUACUACAUCCGACGACAUAACCUCCGCCGACAUUACGACUACCGACACUAUUUUUAAUACUACCAAUACUACUAAUAACACUAUUACUUCUGAUAUUACUGCGAAUACCACUACUAAUAGCGAUACCACAACCAUUAUUGCGUUUACCGGUGCUAUAACGACUAUUAUUACCACUACAGCGGUGGCGGCGACAACGACUCGGUGGUCAGCCGCGUUACGCCACCAUCUACACUGAUAUUAUGGGCCGCCGCGUAGCCCGCACCGUUUUACGGCAACGUCGUCGUCGUGUGCGGACAGCGGACCGCCGCCGUCGCGGGCUCUGUGUUGUUAUGGUCGAUUGUGCGGGUCACCAGCCCGGCGACGCGACAUGAUCUCUGGCGUCGACACGACGCUACAACGCAUCUCCACAGUCGUCAAAUCGUCGUUUCCCCAGGCAGUUGCAGCUGUUGUACAACAUCACCAUCACCAUCGCCACCGCCACCACUACGCGCUACCGACUCAUCCGUCAAGUACAAGGAGGAAAAAUGCGGAUUCCGCGGCGAAACGGCCGGAUCGGUUGUGAUAGAGUGGUGGCGCCGGUUCCGGCGGUACAAUGCGCGCUGCCAGCACCGGCGGCGGUCUCAUCCGUCUCGUCGUCAUUUGGCCGAUGGUGCUCGCAGCGCUGGUCAUGACCGCAACCGGCGCCUCGCCAACGUCCGCGGCGGUGUACGCCGCUACGGCCACCGUCACGGCCGCCACGGCCACGGUCACCGCGGUCGCAGCGACCCGCCGGACCGGGUCGCAGUCCCCGUCCCCGUCCCCGUCGUCGCCAAAGUCAUCAACACCACCGCCGCCGCCGUCGCCGGCCGCUGACAACGCGACGGCCGGCACCGCGGCCUGCGAAUUGGUGCGCGUGUCGCUCCGGGAGCCGGCGUGUACCGGGCAGAUAAGCGAGGGCCCGGGCCCGCCGCGGUGUCCCGCGGCCAUCCCGUGCGCCCGACGUGCCGAUAACGAUAAUAAUAAUUAUAAUAAUGAUAAUGAUAAAAAGUAUAAUAAUGUUAAUUACGAUUACAAUAAUAAUAACGAUAACGAUAGUAUUAAUAAUUAUAAUAACGAUAACGAUAACGAUAACGAUAAUAAUAAUAAUAAUAAUAGUAGUAGUAAUCAUCAGUGCCUUGAAUACGCCCGUCGGCAGCUCAUACCGGCCAUGUGCCCGGACGACCCGGGCGCGUACCGCCGGCCCGGCCGUCUGUCCCGGUACCGGCUCCGGCACUGUUGCCACCACACCGUCGAGUCGGUCGUACAGCAGCCAUACGCGGACAAGGAGUCGUGUGUCGACCAGGUGAACAAGGCACUCGAUAUGGACGACAUCGCGGCCGCCAUGUCGUGUCAGUUCAACGAGGUGUUGGCCAGGUACGACUGCAAGCAAAAGUACUCCGCCAAGUCAUGCGAUUCGUGCAAGGACGCUUACGCUCUCUGGGCGUGUGCCGCGGUCCUGCCUCACUGGACCCGGACGACGGCGAAACAGGGACGCCGCGGCCGUUACAGGGUGAACGCUUGCCGGUCCGUGUGUCUGGAGGCUGAACAAAAGUGUCCGUGGCUACUUCCGGUAGCCGAUGACACCAACCCGUACGCCGGCGAGGCAUCGUUCACUUGUAUAGAUCCGGACAUAUGGUUCCAAACGUCUGCGACAGACGUAACCGAACAAUGCUGCUACGAGCACUGUGCGGAUGGUCUAUGCGUACGGAACGAAACGCUGUGCAACGGUGGUAGUGGCAGCGCCGCGGACUUACAGAGACCGGUGUGCGUGGAAAACGUUCCCCUGGACAUCGAGGAGUCUCAGUGCACCGAUUAUAGUCUGACUGACACGUCUUCAAGCAGUCGACCGGACCUGCCACUGCACCUCCUGUUGUGGGCGGCAUCGGGGCUGGCGUUGGUAGCGAUGGCGGCCGUCACGUAAUAGCUGACCAGACGAUGACGACGAAGACGACUGACGAUGAUAAAAACGGAGAUACAAAACAAAAGACACGAUUUCCGAAAAAUUAUAAAUCUAUUAUUAUUAUUAUUAUUAUUAUUAUUAUUAUUAUACAUUAUUGUUGUUAAUAUUGUAAUGUCACUUGUGAACGGGCGAGGUUUUAUCUCAAAAAAAAAAAACGAAACCAAAAAAUAAUAAUAAUAAUUAUUAUAGUAUGAAAAAAAAAAUAAUAACGAAAAUAACGACGGACCGCCCGUCCGAUGAACGCGGACGCAACGGGCACGAGCAGUACAUAUAAUAGCUCGUCAUCGUUGCUUGAGGGCGGCCGGUGAACCGGAGGGAGCUUGACACCUCUCUGACAGGGUCCUCGUUCCUGAUAAGACUAUUAUUAAAAUACUUAUACAAUACAUUAUAUUGUUAUAAAAAUACACACACUCUCACACACACACAAACAUAUACACUCACAAGAGGCGUAACUAGGGAAGGUAGCUGGGGGUAGAUUUGUCACCUCUCCCAACAAAUAAUUUAAACCUCAGCAUCCAUUGAAAUCAUUGAAAAAUAUUACACAGGCUAUCAAAAACUGUUAAAAAUAUAUGAUAUACGUUUUAACCUCAUUUCCGUGAGAUCAGUUGUUUCGUUACUACGACCGUAUCACAUUCAUACACACCAGUGACAUAUCUCUGGGUAGGAGGUGAGUGGUACAUAUUUGUCACCCCUCCAAAAUAAUUCAACUCUCAGUAUCCGUUAAAAUUAUUGGAAAAAAAAAUAUAUUAUGAAGACUAUCGAAAGUAGUAAAAUAUAUUAUUAUAUUAUAAACGUUUUACCAUACUAGCCGAGUUUGAUUGUCUGGUUACGCCCAUUUCACACACACACACACACACACACACACAUACACACACACACACUUAUAAACACAUAUACCACGAUCGUUGGCACCGCAGGUUUUUUCAGACCGGGACCAAUAAAAUAUUAUUACAAUAUAUAAACGAACGACGAACACGCGUAAUGAUUAUACUGACGGAUAUAUUAAUAUAAUAAUUAUUAAACAACGCGUGAGGCGUAGCGUAUUAAUAUAUUAUUAUUAUUAUUACAAUUUCAACGCAGAUAUAAUUUAAGUAAAUACUAUUGUAUUAUUGUAGUGCUAAGAACGUUAUAACGUAGAUACUAACGCGUUACCGCUAUUAUACUAUUAGGUCGUAAUGAGUUGUACGACUCAAUGUCCGAAUAAAUUGUAUAGAGUGAGAAACGGAUUCACGCAUUUGUUUUUUUUAAUGUUCUGUUAUCUUGUUUUUAUUUUUAUUUUAUUUCAAUAUCUAACAGCGCAUAAGAAAAAUCUGAUAGUCACGUAACGACGAUCGAUUACAAUAAUUAUUAGUUAUUAUUUAAGUUUAUUAAUUGAUAUCGUCGGAAACACGGAUCGUUUUCAUCAUAAUAUUAAAUGUACCUAUUACACUCAUAAUUGGCGUAAUUUUCAUCUUUACCUGUUUAAUGCACGCCAUCUGUCAAGUGUGCUGUUUUAAGACAUUCUAACGAUGUAUUGCGCUUGAAUUACUUUAACGGUUUCUUAAAACGAUCCAAUUCCAAGAAAUAAUCAGUAAUUAUUUGGGGAUUUUUUUGUAUCCACCACAUUAGAAUUUAAAAUUUUUCAAAAUAAAAUAAACUUAAAUAUUUGUAAUAAAUAAAAAUUUUCUUGUGUUCAUUUCCAUAAUUUUGCAAAAUCAUAAUAUGUAUUCAUCUUCUACAAGUUAUAAAAACGAAUUAAAUCUCCUCAAAGCGAUAGGCACCUGUCACAAAGUUUUUUUUAAAUUAUUUUUUUCUAGUAAGUGAUAUAGGUUGUAUUUUUUACUUUUUAAGUAACAUAAUAAUUGAACGUAUGUAUAAAAAUGAAUGUCAUUAAAUAGUAGGUAUGUCCCGUGUUAUAUAGAUUUGUACGGGUGAUCUUUAGCAUAUUGUGAUUAUUAGCUUCUAUGGUUUUAAGUUUUUUGUUAAUUUAAUAUGUUCAAUAAAUUUGUUUUAUUAAUGUUUUAGAACUGCUGGAGAUAAAUUAGUUAAAUUUUGUUUAAGACAAUAAUAUUAUUGUUGUUUUCUCGUUUACGCAUAGAAAAAACUUACGAAUAGGACCUUUAAAAAAAAAAAAAAAAAAAAAAAAAAUGUUCUUGGGCCUAAAAAUCGGAAAGUGUUAAAAAUAUAUUGUUCCUGUUAGAAUUUAAAUUUAUAAAAUAUGCUAAAAUUUGUUGUGAAAUUUAAUAUGUUCAAAUAUAAAUAUAACAUACAAACAUUGUAAUAAUUUAAAAUAAAUAUAGGGUUAAUUUUUAUAAUUUGACUGGUUUAGGUAAACAUGGUUGCAAAAAUAUAUUAUCUAUAGAUAAUAAAUGUAUAUAUAUAUUUAUUAUUUAUAUAAAUAUAUCUAUAUAUUAUUUAUUUAAAUACAUAUAUAUAUAUAUGAUAUGAGUUAGCUUUAUUUGUAGGUAGUUCCGUCCAAACAUAUUAUAUUGUAGUUUAUAAACAAUAUCUCGUACUUACGGCCUACAGAACGUUAAAUUUAAUUGAGCAAUUUAUUUUCAAAUCUUAUUUCAUGCCCUUCAAUUGUAAUUUUUUUGUUUUUGUGCCAAUUUAAAUCUUACUUAAGUCAAUAUUAUUAGAAAAGUGCUCAAUAUAUAUUGUAAAAAUUGAUAGACUUAGAAAUGAAAAGAAAUGUCAAAUCUUAUAAGUAUAUUAUUGUAGGUUUAAUAUUUUUAAAUAAAUUAUUUAAGAUUAUUUUUUAACUAUAUAAUAAAUUACGGAUUUCUCAAAGAAAUUAUGGUAUAAGCCUACCAGCCGGCUUAUCGGAAUGAACCCAUCAUCUUUUUUCAAUAUCAGUUUUAUUGCAUUUGCUCGAUGAAAGGAAGUUAGUUGUUUUACAGUUAUGUGAUAUUUCUCUAAAAUACUUUUUGAAACUGUUAAUGUAUUGUUAUAAGAAAAAAUUCAAUUAAAAACAAAUAUUGAUCAAUUUGGGCACAACACAUCAUACUCAACCUUGUUAUUAAAAAUGUUAUUAUUUCUUUUUAAUAUUCGGUAAAAUACAUUAAGUUUUCUUACGUUAAUGAAAUUAUGUACGAAUGAAUUUAGUGAAUACCAAAAUGUGUUUAAUGAAAUGUACUUUAAGCAAAUACACAAUACUGAUUAAAAAAAAUGAUGAUGGGCAAAUAUGUGGCUUAAAUAAUAUGCUAAUAUUUAAUACACAUCAAACUCACAAAAGUGGUACAAAAUUUUUCAUUUUGAGAAGACCGUCCUUAUUACUUACAAUUAUGUACAUAGCCAUAAAACUAAAUAUAAUAUUAAUUAAUUUUCUACUCUAUAUACUAUUUCUGUUCAUAAAAUGAAAAAAAAAAUUCAAAAUUAUUUUAUAGCUUUUUAGGUACAUAUACUAAUAAUUACUAUAAUGAGUUUAUAUACAAAUAACUGAGUGCUCUGUAGAUGAAAGUUUUAAGGUAUUUUUACACCACUUGAGUAGAGACCAAGGGGCAAGGGCUAACCACUCCAUAGCGGUCGUUUGAUUAAUAUAAUAAUAAUGAAAAACAUAGAUAACGAUAAUAAUAUAAUAUGAUUGAUUAGACUAUUACAAAAUUAAGGUUAUAUUUACCUCUAUUAAUAAUGUCAUUAUACUGAAUAUAUUAUAAUUAUAAAUAUAAACAAACAUGUAGUCAAUUGUAAAAAUAAUUCUAUAUGAUUAUAUUAAGUAUUAUAAAUAAUAAAAUAUAAAAACUGUUGGUUAAUUAUUAGUUUUGUAAAACAUUUGUUACGUUCAGACGUAUAUUAUAAGAAUUUUAAAAUAAUAAUAUGAAUGCAAAAUACUAUUACGAGAACAGAAAAACAUUAUGUUAUGGAAUAAAACGUUUGUUUUAUAGGAAAUAUAUAUAAUUUAAAAUACAUAA
Molecule: messenger RNA, 6530 nt
Organism: Rhopalosiphum padi (bird cherry-oat aphid)
Lineage: Eukaryota; Metazoa; Arthropoda; Insecta; Hemiptera; Aphididae
Exons: 4
Coding region: 1255-2601 (448 amino acids)
Biological process (GO): calcium ion import across plasma membrane
Cellular component (GO): plasma membrane
Molecular function (GO): stretch-activated, monoatomic cation-selective, calcium channel activity
Source: RefSeq, a predicted model, not a curated record